UUGUGUGGCAGGAAACAGCAGCUCCCUGCCUGCCCGCCUGAUCUCGCAGCCCAGCCUUGGCUCCUGCCUCAUUGUUUCCAGCUCCACAUCCUCCUCUUUCACACACUCCCAAGGGCUGAGCUGGUUUGGGAAGCUGGAUAAAGCAGAUCCACCACAGCCACGGAUGCCGUGAGUCGGGGCAGACCCCGUCCCUCUCAUGCGGAUUUGUUCUCAGCAAUGCCGACCUGACAGUGUUUCCAAGGCAAUUGUGGGAUUAAUGUGCCGUCACCAUCAUCUGUAACCAUGAAGCCCCGAAACACCAUGGACACUCUUCUGAGAGUGCUGGGAAGAAGAGAGAGCACCCGAGUACCAAGUGGCCGCCGGCCUGGGAAGGUGUCCGAGCCUCACACCUUCAAAGAGAAAGUAUUUAAGAAGAAGAAAAAGGCCUGUGUUGUGUGCAAGGAAUCCAUUGAGACCCAGGGUCUUGUUUGUAAAGUGUGCAAAGUGGCAAGCCACAAGAAAUGUGAAGCCAAGGUAGCGUCAUCCUGCCAGCCCCUCCCUCUACCUGAACUGAGGAGGAAUACAGCUCCAGUCCGGCGUAUUGAGCAUUUGGGCUCUACCAAGUCCCUCAACACUGCUAAGCAACGGAACACGCUACCCAGGAGUUUCAGUCUAGACCACGUGAUGGAACGCAAGUAUGACUUUGACCUCACCUACAUCACUGAGCGCAUCAUCUCUGUCUUCUUCCCCCUGGCCUUGGAGGAGCAGCGUUACCGUGGCAACCUUCGGGAGGUUGCCCAGAUGCUAAAAUCCAAGCAUGAGGACAAGUACAUGCUCCUCAACCUGUCAGAGAAGCGGCAUGACAUCAUCAGGCUGAACCCCAAGGUGCAAGACUUUGGCUGGCCAGACCUCCACGCCCCACCUUUGGACAAAAUCUGCUCCAUCUGCAAAGCCAUGGAGACCUGGCUGAACUCAGACCCACAGCAUGUGGUUGUGCUUCACUGCAAGGGCAAUAAGGGCAAGACCGGCGUGAUCGUGGCAGCCUACAUGUACUACAGCAAAAUCUCUGCAAGUGCAGACCAGGCCCUCAGCACGCUGACCAUGCGCAAGUUCUGCGAGGACAAGGUGGCUGCUUCUCUGCAACCCUCCCAGAAGAGGUAUAUCCAGUAUUUUAGUGGGCUACUCUCAGGCACCAUCAAGAUGAACAGCAACACCCUGUUUCUGCACCAUGUUCUUCUCCCAGCUAUCCCUACCUUUGGGGCUGGAGGAGGUUAUCAACCCUUCUUGAAGAUCUACCAGUCCAUGCAGCUGGUGUACACGUCUGGGAUCUACAGUCUUCAUGGUUCUGGUGGAACUCAGAAGCUCUGCAUCAGUCUGGAGCCAGCCUUGCUCUUGAAAGGGGAUGUCCUGGUGAAAUGUUACCAUAAGCAGCUCCAGGGCACCGAGCGUGAUGUUGUGUUCCGGGUCCAGUUCCACACCUGCACCAUCCACAGCACCCAACUGUGGUUUGGUAAAGAUGAGUUGGAUGAAGCCUGGAGAGAUGAACGGUUUCCAUUUGAAGCAAGUGUGGAGUUUGUCUUCUCUUCCAGCCCUGAGAAAAUUAAAGGCCGCGAGACCUACAGGAACAACGCUGCUGUUGCAGUAGAUUACAACAUCUCCAAUCCCAUAGUGCGCUGGGACUCCUAUGAAAACUUCAACCUGCACCAUGAGGACAGCCUGGAAGAUGUCUUGCACACCCGGGGCCCUCUUGAUGGAAGCCUUUAUGCCCGGAUCAAGAAGAAAGGGGACCUGAGUAGCUUCUCCUCCUCCACCACCAAUGGCAGCCCCGGCGGACCAGAGUCCCCUCCGCAGCAAGGUGGCCGCUUCCUGUCCAUCAGCAGUGACUCGGGACACUCCUCCCUGCUGACCGAGAAGGCGGACGAGAGCACGCCACCAUCCAGGCCACAGCCCACAGCUGCCGAGAAGGAGGAGCUGGACCGGCUCUUGGGGGGCUUUGGUGUCCAGCCUCGGCAGCCGAGUGAAGGGAGCUGUCCCCGUGCCGUUUCCCCUUCUCCUACCAAAGAGAGAGAAACUGCCAUUUUGGAAGAUGAGCUCUCAGACAUCGGUCAGCCAGGAAUCCACUUUUCCUACCAAGCUCAGCGCUCUGGCCUGGCCCGCCAUUGUUCCUGCCGCCUUGGGUACCCUUCCCACAGCCCUGAGAGGCCUCACAACGUGGCCUACUACAGACCAGAUGGCACUCUGGAGCGGCGGCGGCCCCUCUAUAAUGGCGGGCCCCCUCACGCGCAUCCCGAGGGGUACGAAGAGAAACGGCGGGUGUUGCGCUCCCUGUCCGAGGGCAUACAGCCCCACGCCUACCCCUUCGGCCAUGAGCCACUGCCGCCUCACAGCCCCAGCCGGCGGGAGCAUGAGGAGCUGCUCAUCUUGGAGGACCCACCCACUUUCCUAUGCCCCUGCCAAGAGUGCCAAGAGAUGGCUCGGGAAGAGGCAAGGUUGCCCACGGCUGCCUUCUACAGCCUGCGCCUGGACCGUGACCCUGAUCUGUGGGGGGUGGAAAACGCAAGGCCGCCGCUGCUUCAUCACCCGCUCCACCGGGAAGGGCAGCCUGUGCCACUUCUAAUGCCCGCUACCUAUGGGCACCACCAUGUGCCCCAUGGGCAACACCAAGCCUUUAACUUUGAGCCCAAGAUGGUGGCAGGGCACAUAGGUCACGCUUACCCAGCCCACCAGAGGUCCAAAGUGAUGGAAGAGAAUGCCGAGGCGUUUCCUUACCCCCGCUAUGGCCCCCCUUACCCUCCAGGGCCAUCCUACGACUACGGCCGGGGCCCAGCCAAGGCCUGCCUUGUCUCUGGGUACUCUGGAUCUCCCCACUCCAUUUCGCCAACCAGCCCCCUGUAUCCACCAACCAGGAAGCAGGGCUAUGAGCCCCCAGAGAGCAGCGGCGAAUUCCUCCCGCCAGCACCUGUGGAAAGGCAGCGUGAGCUGCAAGACUGCAGGGAUGGCAUGAUGGCCUGGCAUGACGGUCCCAUCUCCCUUCCGCAGCAUCGUCAGGAGGUACGGGCUCACUGUGCAGACAUCUCUGGCUCUCCCACUUCCUUCCACACCAGCAGUCCAGUAUUCAGCAGUGACAGCCCUGGCACCUACAAGCCCAGCAACAGGGCCACCAACCCCCCUGAAAACAUGCUGCGGCUGAGCCCCGAAGAGCUGGCUUCUCCUGGCUGGAAAAGAGGCCCAGAGAAGAUGGCUUCUUCAAGCAGCCCCACACAGAUGCUCACCCCAAUGCAGGCCUUCACACACCUCCCCACUUUCCGCCCCCAGGCUAAUGGGACUUCUCUGAGACCAGGCCUCCAAGCACCACAGCUGUGCCCACGCACCCACUGUUCUUCCAGCCCUCCACACCUCACCCCCUCACCCACAGCCAAACAUGGCGUCCCGGCAGAGGACCAGCCACACCAGAAUGGUUCAGAGAGCUCUAGCCUCCAGGCCACGACAGUCUCCUGCGAAUCGUCUGCUGAGGGAGCCUCACGGCCUCAGCUAAGCCCCGUCAUGGAGAGGCCGGCCCUGAGGAGCAGCUUACGGGUCCCUUGCUACAGCCAGCCGCCUCCCGGCUGCAGAACUGUGUCCAGCGCUCCAGCCUCACCUCAGAUCCCAGCAGCCUACAACGGGCAGCUGCACUGUGAGAGAAAUGAGGCCGAGGGGAGCCCCCUUCUCCGGUGCCCCAACAGCAGCCCCUCUCUUGGGCCCUACCCAAUCAGUGUCCAGCCGCCAGCCCCUGGCUAUGGUUUCGCGGACAUGCAGGGCUCUCCAACCCCAGCCUUCCCCAUUGCGACAGCCUACUACACGGGCGCAGAGAGCAGCCUCUCUGAACGGGAUCCGCCCUGCGAGCCACAGCAGCCCCCGCUGCCUGAAAAGCAUCACAUACCGGCAGCCAGGAACUGGGAGAGGAGCUCACCGCCUGGCCGUAGCCCUGGCUCCGCUCACCAUGUCACAUUUGCACCUGGCGUACCUGAUGGCAACACACCUGGCCCAGCUAACAGCUCCGUUCUUAGAACAGAUUCACAGCAAGAGAACCAGGUUAGCGUCAAAUUUGUCCAAGACACAUCAAAGUUCUGGUACAAGCCUCAUUUGUCCCGGGAUCAAGCCAUUGCCCUUCUGAAGGACAAGGAGCCUGGGACCUUCCUCAUUCGGGACAGUAAUUCCUUCCAGGGGGCCUACGGCCUGGCUCUGAAAGUGGCAACACCUCCACCCAACAGCAUCAACCACUCCACCAAAGGCGAUCCUGCUGAGCAGCUGGUGCGUCACUUCCUGAUUGAGACAGGACCUAAGGGGGUGAAGAUCAAAGGCUGCAACAACGAGCCCCAUUUUGGAAGCUUGCCAGCCCUGGUGUCCCAGCACUCCAUCACGCCCAUCUCCUUGCCUUGCCGUCUCCGUAUCCCAAGCAAAGAUCUUGUGGAGGAGAGCGCAGAGUUGGCUGUUCCCACCAACAUGAGCACAGCUGCUGAUCUGCUGAAACAGGGAGCAGCCUGCAGUGUGCUGUACCUGAGCUCUGUGGAAACAGAGUCCCUGACAGGCCCACAGGCUGUGGCCAAGGCAGCCACCAGCACCCUGAGUGCCGCUCCUCGUGCUUCUGCCUGCGUCGUGCACUUCAAGGUGUCAGCCCAGGGCAUCACGCUCACAGACAACCAGAGAAAGCUCUUUUUCCGGCGCCAUUAUCCUGUCAGCAGCGUCACUUUCUGCAGCACAGAUCCUCAGGACCGCAGGUGGGCUAACCCAGAUGGCACCACGUCCAAGAUCUUUGGCUUUGUGGCCAAGAAGCAAGGCAGCCCAUGUGAGAACGUCUGCCACCUCUUUGCUGAGUUAGACCCUGAGCAACCGGCAUCGGCCAUUGUCAACUUCAUCACAAAGGUUAUGCUGGGGACUCACCGGAGAUGAAGGGACACUGCUGCAGAUCUCUCUGCAGGCAUCUUCUUCUUCCUCCUCCUCCCCACCUUGACCACUGAUUUGUGCUGCUCAUGUAAUGCGGGGAGAAGCUGUUAUUGGGCAGGUUGGCAGGCCCAGGUGGAGUCACUACUAGGGAGUUUUCUACUCCCCUGCCUCUCUCCCACCUACUGGUCAGCAAAAAGGGCUCUAGGGGGAGUGGAUGUCAAGGCUGCACUCACUUCACUGGACCCCAGGAGUCAGCAUUGCACUGUGUUUUCUUACUAGCAGACAAACGUGCCAAUGGAUGACAACUUAGAAAAGGACUGUACAGCUUUAAAUAUUUGGCUGAUUUUUUUCAUAAGCUCAGACAAGGCUCUGCAGCACAACAGUAACUGAAGGCGUCUGGAAGCAAUGAAUAUGUGGAACUGUCUGCAUCCAUUCAGAGGCAGCAUGUUGUACCAUCCUAGUAGACGAAGAGGUUAGAAUUACUCUGGGCAGGCCAAGGGUAGCAUAAGGGCCAGCUUGCAAACACCAUGCUGGGGAAAUCUGGUUCUUGCUUCUCCGCUGCAAAGCAACAGAAGGCGGGUGGUUCUGUUUGCAGGGUCAAAGCCCCAGUGCGAAAAGCACCUGGGGAUAUGUUUGCCAGGGUUGGGGUUGGGGAGGAGACUAGUGGGCAGGUUAAGCUCUCCCCCUACUUGCUGUUUCCCCCACUCCUGCAAAUCCCUUGCAUAUGGGCAUGUGUGCCAUUUUGCGGCACAGAACCAGCAGCCAGAGGUCCCAGCCCCAUGUCUGCUUCUGAUCAUGCAGGUCAGUCCAGCCUGGCUAUAAAUACCCUUUAGACUUCUCAAAGUACUAACCUUGUCUUCCAUUAGUGAGGAAAAGUGCUCAACAUGGUAAGAUAAGUGAUCCAUUUUGGAAGUUUUAAGCUAGGUGGACAGCAGUCAGUUCUACUGUUAGCUUUCUGGAUGUGUUGAAGUAGAUAAGCAAGUGUUUGUGACUCCCAAGUUGUGACAACCAGAAAAUACCCCCCCCCCAGUGUUACAUUACUGAAACAAAGGAGAUGGGCAGGGGGCUCCCCGGAGUGUUAUUUGUGUGUGUCUGAAAGACUGUGAAAGUGGUUAGAGGGUCUCCGGGUUUUAGUAAAAAAUGGAAGUAGAUCUCAUAAGCCCGAAGCCUGUCCGCCCUGUUUUAAACACUCAAGCUAUGGCUGCAAAGCUGGUCUUGGGUGUUUAAGAAUUCUAAUUUAUUUAUUUUUAAUGCCCCUCCCUUUCAUCCUUUGCUGUACCAAUAUAUUUUAUCAGUCUGGCAGUCUUUCUCACCAUUGGCUCUGAUGCUUGGAUGUGGGUUUCAAUUAUUUUCCCACUACUUUUUGCCAUUUAGAAUGAAGGCCUUGCUUUCUGGAUAGGAUUCUAAGGCAACAACCCUUCAACUUAUUCCAAUCUACAUCUUGAAUAGAAUUGAGCAGCACAAGAGGGGCAAUUCACUCACACCUCUUACAUAGAGAGUUUAAGCUAUCGGGUAGUAUUACUGGACCCCCAACUCCCAUCAGCCUCAGCCAUUACAGCCAAGGGGCAGGGAUAAUGAGAGCCGUAGUCCAGAGAUAUUUGGAGGCUCAUGGGAUCCCUACCCCUGAUGUAAACAGCAUCCAAAAAGACAGAACCCAGACUGCAGUAGGGAAACAGUAGGAUCUGUAAAUACUCAAAAUUAUUAACACGGGGUGGGUUUUAGGCCAUCAGUGGGAGAAAGAUUUGUAAUGCAAAUCAACACUCUGACCAAAGCCAGUUUUGCAUUCACAUUGCAGCAAGGGUCAUGCAUGAAAAUGCACUGAGUGUGUAAAGGAGGUGCAUAGUCCAUAACGUCUCUGGUGAGCUACCUUUCUCCUAGUUCUAUAAUGGAGCAGCAUUUAUGGCAUUAGGCAACUGUAUAUGAUAGAGGGGUCAAGUGGGAAGCAAUGGAACCUGCUGUAGUGCCUGAGUAAGGAUGCUUGGUCUUCAAAUUACCUUGUGGCAGGAGCUGAGAGUGGCGGCAGCAAUGUGUGCUGAACGGACCAGAGCACAGUGAAGAGAAUGGGACCAACUGCUCUCAUAUUCUGAUUAAAAUUAAAGGCAGCAGUAACCUGGGGGUUAGCAGAGUGACGAACCAGGUUUUCUGAAUUCUGCUCCUAGCUCAGGAGUGCAGAGAGACUGAGUACAUGGAUUUAUGGCUGGAUCAUCUGGACCUGUCUCUGUGGGUGCUUCCGGCCAGAGGCUUGUUAUUGCAAAUAAGUAAUUUGGGUAUUACAAACAGCCAACAGGUGUGUUUUUUAAAUCAGAUUUUCUGCAAAAAGGAAAAAAAAAUGGAUCAAAGGCAGGGUGGGGGGACUACCGCUUUAUUGCAGCUGCUACAGAACCUGUGCAUGUAUGGGCAGCACCAAUCCCAUGUAAGAACCUGUCAGGAAGAACCUUUUGAGAUCAGUUUCCAGUUCUCUCCAGGGCACAGUUGUAAACAAAGUGCUGUUUUUCCCAGUGAAGCAAUGAAGAGAAAAUUGGGAGUGGCCAUUUAUGGACCAAUCAGUUGAUAUCUUUGAAGUUGUAUGUGGUUGCUUUCAGAUGACCUGUUUAUUAAGUCAUCGUUUGCAUGUUUGCAAACGUUGGCUGUUUUACUGAGCAUUUCUUCUAAUUUCUUUGUGGCGAGUUCACAUGACACCGCAACAAAGAACUGUUAUUCUACCCUUCCCUGUGUAUUUUCUCAUGACUUGCCUUACUAUGAAAAAUCUGGGGUGUUGUUUUGUUCUUGGCUUGUUGUGCAAGAGCACAAAAAGCCACUUUAAUCAAGCAACCUUAAUUUGCCAGUAUGCAACUGAAUCCCACCUGAAAGUAUUGACAGUCUGCAAGUGCUGUAUGUUUUUGAACACAAGAUUCUCUGCCAGAUUAAGGAGCACCUACUAACUGUAUAUGCACAUUUGCAAAGAGGAGCAGGGGGCUCUGUUCAGCCAAGGUCUUGGGAACACCUUAAAAAGCUGUUGAAUGGGUUACAGAGAGGUGUCUUAUCACAUGCAUUCCUCAGAGCUGUGUUGCAACAUUGUGUGAGGAUAUUCCAAAGUGUGUUUCCUUUUCAGAGAAGCAGCAGCGUCUAGUGGAUAGAGGCAGCCAGAGAGAGGAUGCUAUACAACAGCCUAGUCUUGCAAUGUUAGCACAAGCCAACUUCUGAGGAGUAAGUGUAUGUGAGCCUUUGAACACUCCUAUAUUCAAACCUCGCCUUUACUCUUCUUUCACUUACUGUCAUUUUCAUUGAGGAUAACAGGAAACCCUGCCAGGUGUGUUUCUUCCCCCUAAUGAAAGGCAUGUGUGGCUUCUUCCCUCCAUAAGGAAAUGUGCAGCCAUUCCUCGCAAAGGGCGUUUGUGCCUCUUCCCUUGUCUGUGCUUUAUCCUGGUUUCAUUAGUGCACUAAUUGAGAAGGGGCUGCUAUACAUGUAGCAGUUUUGCUGAAAAGAAAACCCCACUUCUUGUACCUUUUUUCCAGCACUGGAAUGCCAUGACAGGAGAACACGCAUCUGCUGAAAUGCUGCUUUCAGUGUCUCUCCCAGAGGCUCAAAGCCCAGUGAGACAACUCAUCCUUUUGACCACCAAGUAACUUUCAGGUUGCUUUCCUGUGACGUGUGUCUUUAUUAAGAGCAGCUGUUUACUUUGCAUUAUAUCACGUUGUUUCAUGAGAACCUAAUGGAGCUGGAACUAAAAUGGGGGUUGGGAACUUGGGGGAGGGAGACCCCAAUAUUGUUGGGCUACAGUUCCCAUCAUCCCUGGCCAUGCUGGCUGGGGCUGAUGGGAGCUGAAGUCCCCUGGAGGGACACAGGUUCCCCACCCCUGAGCUACAAAGGUGGUCAUAUUUCUUGCGCUGUAUCACAGCCUUCCCCAACCUGGUGGACCCCAACUCCCACCUGCCCAGGCAGCAUUCUGGCUGGAACUGAUGGGAGGUGCAGUUCAAAACAGCUGGAGAGCACCAGGUGAGCAAAAGAUGCUGCAAUGGGCCAUGAAGAACCUAUUUCUGGGAUGACUGAAACUUACUUACUUUAAAUUAGUCUGUCACUAUAGCUUAUGAUAGCAUAAAAAUAUUAAAUCAU
Molecule: messenger RNA, 8995 nt
Organism: Podarcis raffonei (Aeolian wall lizard)
Lineage: Eukaryota; Metazoa; Chordata; Lepidosauria; Squamata; Lacertidae
Gene: TNS2
Product: tensin 2
Exons: 29
Coding region: 283-4908 (1541 amino acids)
Biological process (GO): peptidyl-tyrosine dephosphorylation
Molecular function (GO): protein tyrosine phosphatase activity; protein binding
Source: RefSeq, a predicted model, not a curated record